GGGCCGCGCGUCGGGGCGGCGGCGCGGGCAGGCCAUGCCCCGGAACUCCCCGUCGCUGUGGGAGCUGGUGGAGGAACACGUUCCGCUCCCGGAGCGGCCCGAAGUGAAGAGGAUUCUGGGGGAGACCACAGUGGACCUGAGCCUGGAGCUGCGGACGGAGGUGAUGAUGCUACGGUCACUGCUCCGAGAGGCUCGAUCCUCCCAAGCCCCUGGCUCCUGCCGCACCCCUGACCCCUCCUCCCUGCUGGCACCGCCGCCCCUGCUAAGAGACCUUGUGCGUCAGGAGCUGCGGCAGCUGCUCCAGGGCCUCCGCCAGAAAGCCAGCUUCGAGGGCAGGGACCAGACUCAGGCUUGGGUCCAGUAUAGCCCCAGGGUCCUGCGCUUUGCCUUGGAGGAGCCCAGGUGUGAUUUACCAGAACAGGAGAUGUUCCAGAUGAGAGCUGGUGAACCCAGCAGCAGUCCCAGGGACCUCAGCAUCAUCAGGGACCAACUGGACGCGUCCAACAUUGAUCAGGCGGCCGGACACCUGCGGGGCCUCCUGGAGGAGGAGUGUCGCACCUUGGAGAGGGAGCUCCCCAUCCUGCAGCACUGCCUGGAAGAGGAGUAUAUGGGAGCACCCCAGCCCUCCGAGGCAACCCUAGAGCCCACGCUGGCAGGUGAGGCCCCAGAGCACCCAGCCUCCUGCUGCCCGCCCACACUUGUGCCCACCCUGGAAGAGCUGGGUGCUAUGUCUUGGAUAUACCUCCCUUCAGAGCUAAAGGAGCAGAAGGCAGCCAUGCAACAGGAGCUGCAGGCACCUCUGAGGCCCUGCUGUGUCUCCCCCAGCCACAGGCAGCAGCCCCUGAGGUCCUCCAGUCAGGGCCUCAGACCCUUGCCUUGCCUCCGUGGGGCCGCCGGAGUUUGGGGCCGGCCUCUCCAGUGCUGCCUGCCUGCUCCUCCUCUGGAGCGCUGCGCUUGCCCGCGGGGCCUGGCCGCCAGCUGCCGCUGGGGACGGAAGCUUCGGUGCAGCCUCAGGGGAAGGCCAGCUUCUACUCCAGUGUCCAGUGCAGUGCCCCAGGCCCCAGCCUGAGGACUGGUCAUGAAGUAGGCUUCGGCUUCUGCUGGAACUCGCGCUGUCUGCUGCUGCCACCUCUCAGCUGCUGUGGCCCCGCCGCUUCAGAUCCUGUCUUGGAUGGGCCUCCGCCAAGACCCUAAGGCUGUCCAUCUGUCUGUCUGGCCCUUACCCCGCCCCAUUACCAGGUCCCUCGUAUCUGGUCCCGACCAUCACAGCCUUUGGCCUUUCUCCUCCCAGGCCUCCACAAAGGCCUGCAGGCAGAGGUGUCAUCCCAGCUCUGACUCUGGCCCCGGAGGACCCAGACAAAGCACAGCAGCAGCGCAGAGACAGGAAUAGAAAUUUCAUUA
Diceros bicornis minor is the source of this 1401-nucleotide messenger RNA. It is a transcript of the gene CCDC24, whose product is annotated as coiled-coil domain containing 24. The coding region runs from base 35 to 1069 and encodes 344 amino acids. The record is from RefSeq and is a predicted model, not a curated record. The transcript is spliced from 7 exons. NCBI's taxonomy places the organism in Eukaryota, Metazoa, Chordata, Mammalia, Perissodactyla, Rhinocerotidae.